UUCAAUCAACCAAGAUUUAAUACCAAAGCAAAGAUUAAAUUUUGAUUUUGGGUUUCGCCGGCCGCUCUCCUACUUUACUCGUCACCACACACACACACACCAAAGCUCAAAGAGUGUGAAGAUGGUGAGCAAAACCGAGGAAGAACAACUGAUUAGAUUGGAAAACCAAGUGGAGAACGGCGGUGGCGGCGCGUGGGAGUACCUCUGCCUCGUCAGGAAGCUCAAGCUCCGCCGCUCCGACAGAGUCUUCAAGUACGGCUCCGCCAUUCUCAGCGACCCUAAGAAGCGAUCUGCACUUGGCCCAGAAGAAUGGACAUUAUAUGAGCAAGUUGCUAUUGCUGCAAUGGACUGCCAGCGUCUUGAUGUGGCAAAGGAAUAUAUCAAGAUCUUGCAGGGGAAGUUUCGUGAGAGUAAACGAGUUGGAAGGCUGGAAGCAAUAUUGCUUGAAGCCAAAGGUCUAUGGGCAGAAGCUGAAAAGGCCUAUUCCAGCCUUUUAGAAGAGAAUCAAUUUGAUCAGGUGAUACACAAAAGAAGGGUAGCAAUGGCUAAGGCACAAGGAAAUCUUUCAGGAGCAAUUGAGUGGUUGAACAAGUAUCUUGAAAUAUUCAUGGCAGAUCAUGAUGCAUGGAGAGAACUAGCAGAAAUAUAUGUUUCUCUUCAAAUGUAUAAGCAAGCUGCCUUCUGUUACGAGGAGCUGCUCUUAUCUCACCCAACUAUUCCACUAUACCACCUUUCCUAUGCUGAUGUGCUCUACACACUUGGAGGAGUUGAAAAUCUUCACGCGGCAAAGAAAUAUUAUGCAGCAACUAUAGAUCUGACUGGUGGCAAGAAUAACCGGGCUCUUUUCGGCAUAUGCCUGUGCGCUUCAGCUCUUGCACAGUUGACUAGAGGUCGUAACAAGGAUGAUAAAGAGAACUCGGAACUGCAGUCUCUCUCAGCAGAAGCAUUGGAGAAAGCCUAUAAGCAGCAAUCCCCUACCAAAGUUUCAGUCCUGAGUUCUGCCCUGAGAAGCUUGAAAGUCUCGUCAUGAUCCAUAACUCGUGAUAGCUCGAUGCCUCAAUGAAAGGCCAUACAGUGCCUCAGGAGCGAUAUAUUGAAAACGUUAUUGUUUAGCCUGCUGCUUACGCUUGAGCGACACGAUUUUUAAAUUUGAGCAAAUUUGAUUGAAUAUAAUUGUUGACUAUACUAGAGGAUUAUAACCGAUUCCAUGUAAGAUUCAGUCCUGUUAGCUCACUGAACCCUCAAUAAGUUAACAUGUUUUAUUUUAUUUUCCCUGCAA
Molecule: messenger RNA, 1279 nt
Organism: Salvia hispanica
Lineage: Eukaryota; Viridiplantae; Streptophyta; Magnoliopsida; Lamiales; Lamiaceae
Molecular function (GO): protein binding
Source: RefSeq, a predicted model, not a curated record